Molecule: messenger RNA, 2013 nt
Organism: Mesorhabditis spiculigera
Lineage: Eukaryota; Metazoa; Nematoda; Chromadorea; Rhabditida; Rhabditidae
Source: the annotation of a GenBank genome assembly
AUGUUGGAACCAGACGACCUAUCAUUUGGAGAUGGCUGGGUCUUAGAAUCUCAAGAACACGGCGAGUACCUCUACGAAACCGACCCGCCCGAGCUCUACAGUCAAUACGACGAGGAUUCUUUCGGAUUCGAAGAUCCGCUCCUUUCGGCUACGCCAUCAACUUCGGCCGCUGAAUUGAUACCGGAACAUUCGAUCGAGCAGCCGUAUGCAUCAAACAAAAAUCCGAAAGCGACGAUUGCCGACUGUCAAAUCUGUGGAAUGGUCCUGAUGCAUCCAUCAAAGAUUUUGGCCCACAUCCGCACUCAUACCGGUGAACAGCCGUUUGCUUGCGAAUUCUGCGGUCAGAGGUUUACUCAGCGGACCCCGUGGCGCAUGCAUGUCAAGAAACAUUUGGGAGAUACGCCUUUCAUGUGCUCGACAUGCGGUCGCGGAUUUCCGAGCAAGGGCCUGAGGAACGCGCACGAGCUGUUGCACCAGGGAUUGCGUCGACGUGGCGCUCCAAGGCCUCACCUGAAGCCCCAGAAGCUGCUUGUCACCUAUGUUGAAGAGCCGCCAAUAGAACCAACUGAAGCCGUUCAGAUGAUUGCCCCAGACGCUCCUUUCGCACCCGCCAUCCCCCAGAAGGCUAUGGUGGAAUUAUCGCACGUCGAGCAAAGCAUUCCAAUUCAAGAUGAACCGUGUGUUACUCUCGAAUCUGUCGCUGAAAUACCAGAAGAACAGCUUCAACUUCCAAGUUUCGAGAAAGCAGCCACAACUACGACUUGCUCGUUUUGCGGGUUGGCGCUAAAAUACCCGAGCAAAAUUAGAGCCCACAUGCAAAUCCACCUUGGCAUCAAGGAAUUUUCGUGCGACGAAUGCGGGGAUUUAUUUUCCACGAGGGGCAGUCUCAAUUCCCACAUUCGGCGAAAACAUAAUAAAGCUGCUGACGUUGAAUCGUCCGCCAUCAAAACGACUCAGCCCCUAUCCCCGAUAGUCAAGAUACAGCUACCAAAGUUUAAACCUGCGCCACCAAAUAUUAUUCUACUAUGCUCCAGCUAUCAACCGGAAAUGGUUUCUGUCGUCCCUGACGCGCCUGACUUAUUGUAUUCGUGUGAAAAUUUCGAUUCUGAGGCGGGGCCGGCUCAUGAAGCCAACGCCGAUUUUGAGACGAAAAAACCGUACCGUAUGAUCAAGCGUGCCCCGGUUACGGUCCAUUUCUGUGAUAUCUGCAAAAAGGAAUUCCGAUACCCUUCCAAGAUCAAAGAGCAUCUGAGAAUCCACAGCGGAGAACGGCCGUUUGCCUGCGAAAUUUGCCCGGCCAGAUUUACACAAAAACACUUAUUAAAGAGCCAUUCUCGAAUGCAUAACGGUGAGCGACCGUAUAAGUGCGCUUAUUGUGCAAGAUGUUUUGUCUCCGCGCAACAGCAUCGCAUGCAUGAAAAGGGACACUUGCGUGGCACCGGAACAAUGAGAGCUUCUGCAAUUUGUGGAAACCCGUCUUCGUCAAGGCAAAUCUGCCACAGCUCGCCGGGAAUUAAAUAUUUGCAGUCGCCUGAAAGAAUGGUCACUGUGGCGGAAAAUAGCGCGUGGCAAAGCUACGAUCAAGCCGACCGAUUACUCUUCGAAGUCGCCGAGGAGAUCGUGAUCGUGGACGACGAUCCGUUCGAAGAACCGGCAAUUCACGUUCCUGCGCAUUUUCUCGACCAUGACUACGUGGACAAGUGCGAAGUCGCAGAAGCCUCCGCGAUAAGCCCCGACCCGGGGGAGAAGCUAGAGACUGAAAUCCUGACGGACGGCAAACUGUACAGGGCCCCUAUACAACGAAAAAUUAAAAUAAUAUCGAUUGGAUUGUUGAAGCCGUGGCUCGUGGGAUAUUCAAUUGUGAAUGUGGCCAACGGAUCAAAUACCCAUCCCGAAUACAGGAACAUCUCCGAAUGCACCGUGGAGAAAAGCCACACCAAUGCGAGCUAUGCGGUGCCAAAUUCGGCCGCAAGUCUUCCCUUAAUUCCCAUCGGAAUUCGCAUUUUGAUGAAG